Pyrgilauda ruficollis (rufous-necked snowfinch) is the source of this 853-nucleotide messenger RNA. It is a transcript of the gene RAB34, whose product is annotated as RAB34, member RAS oncogene family. The record is from RefSeq and is a predicted model, not a curated record. Bases 1 to 702 code for a protein of 233 amino acids. The transcript is spliced from 9 exons. Gene Ontology annotation, molecular function: GTPase activity; GTP binding. Lineage: Eukaryota; Metazoa; Chordata; Aves; Passeriformes; Passeridae. Gene Ontology annotation, biological process: endocytosis; phagosome-lysosome fusion.
AUGCCGGUAGUGGUAGUACUCACUAACGGACUCCUGCGCGCACGCGCGACGGUGUCCCGUGCGCCGUUCAAGAUCUCCAAGAUUAUCGUGGUGGGCGACCUGUCGGUGGGGAAGACGUGCCUCAUCAACCGGUUCUGCAAGGACACUUUUGAUAAGAACUACAAGGCGACCAUCGGGGUGGAUUUCGAGAUGGAGCGGUUCGAGGUGCUGGGGGUGCCCUUCAGCCUGCAGCUGUGGGACACGGCCGGCCAGGAGCGCUUCAAGUGCAUCGCCUCCACCUACUACCGGGGAGCACAGGCCAUCGUGAUUGUCUUCGAUGUCAACGACGUGGGGUCCCUGGAGCACACACGGCAGUGGCUGGCUGACGCCCUGAAGGAGAACGACCCAUCCAACGUGAUCCUCUUCCUGGUGGGCUCCAAGAAGGAUCUGAGCACCCCAGCACAGUACAGCCUGAUGGAGAAGGACGCUCUCAAGGUGGCCCAGGAGAUGCAGGCAGAGUACUGGGCUGUCUCCUCGCUCACUGGGGAGAACGUGCGGGAUUUCUUCUUCCGAGUGGCGGCGCUGACCUUCGAGAGCAGCGUGCUGGCCGAGCUGGAGCGCGGCAGCAGCGCCCGCAGGAUCGGCGACACCGUGCGGAUCAGCAGCAAGGAGAGCGACCUGUACCUGUCAGCGCCCCGCAAGAAACCCAAGUGCUGCCAGUGAGGGGCAGCCCCAGCCCCCUCCGUGCUCUGGACCAAAGAGGGGCGACCCCGGCCGGCCCCGAGGAGACGUCCCUGCCACCCCCAGCCCCCCACCGGCCCCUGGCCUGCCUGGGCACCCCUGGCUGGGGUGGGCAGGAGCACCCGUGUGGCUC